This is a messenger RNA of Pestalotiopsis fici W106-1, 3006 nucleotides long. RefSeq lists its product as uncharacterized. The record is from RefSeq and is a predicted model, not a curated record. The coding region runs from base 1 to 3006 and encodes 1001 amino acids. The transcript is spliced from 10 exons. Lineage: Eukaryota; Fungi; Ascomycota; Sordariomycetes; Amphisphaeriales; Sporocadaceae.
AUGACAAUCAUCAGUCGGGCUGUCGUUGUAGCAUUUCUAUGCAAGUCUGCAGCAGCGAGACUCAUACCCCGGGCGCUGUCCAUACCGACCGAUGUCCCAAACAACUGGACAUAUGUCGGCUGCUAUGUUGACAACCUCGAUGGCCGCGCCUUGCCUUCCGACGGUUUCAAUAAUGCUACCUCAAUGACAAACCAGGGCUGUGCCCUGUACUGCAUGGACAAAGGCUUCCCCUUUGCUGGGACCGAAUAUGGCGAUGAAUGCUACUGUGGUGAAAAGGUCGACGAGGCCGCGACAAAGGCCGAUAACUCGGAAUGUUCCAUGGCAUGUGCUGGCGAUGCCACUCAACCAUGUGGUGCUGGAAAUAGAUUGAGCGUCUUCACCGGUGCAGUCUCAGAGCCUGCUCCUCCCGCACCCAUCGAUGGAUGGGCCUACGAAGGUUGCUACAUCGAUGAAGCUGGGAGAACACUCACUUACGGUGCCCAAGUCGCUGGAGGUGCGGCAGCGAUGACAAAUGAGCUAUGUACUGCUGCAUGCGCUGCCGCUGGCUAUCCCCUUGCUGGAACAGAAUACUCUGGAGAAUGCUACUGUGGUCAAGUAUACUCAAAUGGCGGAGCUCAAACCUCUACCGGAUGCAACAUGGUUUGUAAUGGUGAUAACUCCGAGAUCUGCGGAGGAUCUAAUCGUCUGAGUGUCUGGUCGCGCAUCGGCUCGGGGACGGACCCAACGGCCACGGCAUCACCCCCGGCAGUGCCCGCACCGACCGGCUCCGGCACGGCAGCCGAACUCCCAGCAGACUGGUCCUACCAGGGCUGCUAUAGUGAGGGCACGAGCGGCCGCGCCUUUCUCAAUCAGCAGCCAGACAGUCAGACUCUUACCAUUGAGUCGUGUGUGACUGCUUGCAUUGGCCUUGGCUACAGCGUGGCUGGUAUGGAGUAUGCGUCUCAAUGUUUCUGUGACAACUUUUUGCGCAACGGAGCGGCUCUGGUGGCCGAUACCGACUGCGAAAUGGCUUGCAGUGGCAAUACCGCCGAGGACUGUGGCGCCGGCAAUCGGUUAUCGGUUUACUCAAACGAUACGCUGGUCAUUUACCAGCCUCCAACAGCUCAGACAACGGGCCUCCCUGGCGCGUGGGAGUAUGUUGGAUGUAUCUUGGAUGAUAUUGCUGAUCGUACGCUCCCAUGGAUGUCCAUUGAUAUGCAGAAUACCACAGCUGCUAGCUGCAUUGAAGGCUGCAGCAGAUUCGGUUACGAGGCCGGUGGUAUUGAAUACGGCUAUCAAUGCUUCUGUGGCGAUAUUGCCGACGUUGUCAACAAGGGUCGCGAUGUUUUGCAGCCAGAAACGGAUUGCAAUGUUGCAUGUCCUGGAGAUCCAACUCAUCUCUGCGGCGGCGGUAACAGAUUGACAUACUACAAAUGGACUGGCGAUACCUUGACCAGCUGGUCUUACGCUCAAGGCACGGCUGCUGGAAGUUACGACUUCAUCAUGUCGAGUCCAAUCAUCCCGCUGAUCAGCACGGUCGGUGUCAACGAUAAGGUCGUCUUUGUUGAAAAGCACGGUACCUCUACAGAGAACAACAGCACAGGAUCUUUUGAGUUUGACCCAAGUCUGGCCCCUGACUAUGGUACUGCCUUCCGUGAGCUUCAGCUAAAGACUGACGUCUUUUGCUCUGCAUCUCUGGUCAUGCCCGACAAAGUCGGACGUCAGAUCAACAUUGGAGGUUGGGCGGGAGAAGACCUCCACGGCGUGCGCCUGUUUACCCCCGACGGGUCACUCGGAACACCCGGCACAAAUCAAUGGGAAGAGAAUGUCGACAUCUUGAGCCUGCUUGACCCUCGCUGGUACCCAACCGCCAUGACUCUGGCCAACGGCAGUAUUUUCAUCAUCGGUGGCGAGGACGGUUCCGAUGGCCCAAUGGUUCCCAGUGCUGAGGUACUUCCAAGACCUGCGGGCGUCACGGCCGCCACACAUCUCGAUUACCUUGACCCUGCGGUGAACACUGCCCUCAAGGUCAAUUCGUAUCCCUUUGCUGCCGUGCUUCCGUCUGGCGAUAUAUUCUUUUCUCAGUACAAUGAAGCAAGAAUUAUAUCUCAUGUGGACUUUAGCACCAUCAGGAGUCUACCUCAGAUGCCAGGAGCUGUCAACAACCCCGAUUCUGGUAGAAACUAUCCUUUGCAAGGAACUCUGUCUCUACUGCCACAACACGCUCCUUUCACUGACCCAUUAGAGUUGCUGAUCUGUGGUGGAACUACUGACGGAGCGAACUUCGCACUCGACAACUGUAUUCGAACUCAACCUGAUGUGGCUGGAGCAGAAUGGACUAUUGAGAGAAUGCCGUCGACUCGUGUUGUUUCUUGCAUGGUCGGCUUGCCAGAUGGCCGUUAUCUCAUCAUGAAUGGUGCCUAUAAUGGUCGUGCUGGAUUCGGUCUGGCCCAGAAUGGCAACAGGGGUGCCGUGCUUUACGAUCCCACAAAGCCAUUGGGAACUCGCAUGACACAGCUGGCAAACAGUACCAUUUCGCGAUUGUAUCAUUCCGAAGCCGUGCUGAUGAACGACGGAAGAAUUCUCGUAUCUGGUUCGGACCCAGAAGACGGUAUCAACCCCCAGGAACAUCGUCUCGAGUACUUUUCGCCCGAUUACAUCUUGUCCGGGGCAGCCAAGCCAACCUUUACCAUUACCAACAAGGACUGGGCGUAUGGCCAGACUGUCACCUUUACGCUGACGUCUGCCGUGACUGGCGCCGUCCGCGUGUCCCUGAUCGGUGCAGUCGGGUCGACACACGGAAACAACAUGGGCCAGCGCACGCUGUUCCCUGCCGUGAGCUGCUCUGGCACCACUUGUACUGUCCAGGCACCACCGAAUGCCAAUGUGAGCCCGCCCGCUUGGUAUCAGAUGUUUGUCCUGGACGGACCGACGCCGAGUGAGUCCACUUGGGUGAGAGUUGGCGGAGAUCCUGCCGGCCUUGGAAACUGGCCAAACCUCCCCGGCUUCACGACGCCUGGUAUCUAA